AUGCCUUUCCAAAUAUGGGGAUUGUUCCGUCUCUGUGGUUUCUUCAGUGGCUGCGACGCUUCCGUUCUGCUAGAAGGACCCAAUACAGAGCGAAGAGCUAGAACCAACACGGGACUCCAUGGCUUUGACGCCAUCGACGCCGCAAAAAGAGCUGUGGAGAACGCUUGCCCGGGCGUAGUCUCAGCCGCCGAUGUGUUGCAGUUCGCCGCCCGUGACGCAGUUGUACUGGCUGGAGGUUACGGGUGGCAUGUGCCCGCUGGGCGUCGAGACGGAACGGUUUCCAUCAUGGAAGAAGCACUGAACCUGCCCGCCCCGAGCAUGACCGUGUCCCAACUCAUAGAUGUGUUCGGGCGGAAGGGCUUGAGCCCCUCCCAAAUGGUAGUCCUAUCAGGUGCCCACACCAUCGGAAAAGCCCCGUGCGUCACAUUCGACGACCGCGUUCAGACAACCCCGGUGGACCCAACUCUGGCUCCCAGCUUCGCCACGUUCUUGAAGGGGCAGUGCCCGUAUGCAGCAAUCCAAUCCACCAGCGUGGACAUGGAUUCCACCGCGCACACAUUCGACAGCCAGUACUUCAAGGACAUCAUCGCCGGGAGAGGCCUGCUCACCUCGGACCAGAGCCUGUUGUACGACUCCCGCACCAGCGGGGGUGUGUACGCCAACAACGGCGCGGCAUUCUACCGCAACUUCGCCAAGGCGAUGGUGAAGAUGAGCCAGAUUGAGGUGCUCACAGGUUUGGACGGCGAAAUUCGGCGACAGUUUGACCAGGUGAACAGCCACUAGAAAGGGAAGGGGGCCCAGGAAACAAGGCCGCCCAGAUAUGGAGAGCAUCCGUGUAUCAUAGAGUAGAUUAGGACGAGUUCAUUGCACAUGGUGAGCGUCAACUGCCACGUGCUCAUUCUUUCCGGUGCACAGCAUCGGCAUGCUUUGCGUUGCUUGUCGUAAGCAAUUUACCGCACAUCCCUGCGCGGCGUCAAUCUCUGAAUCACUCUUCGUCCUCUGAAUUGGGCCAACCAUGACAAGGUUAUGAGCAGCAAAGCGCAUGGAUGUACUGCCCUUCACAAGUGUGAUGAACACAAACAAACGUGGAGCAGUUGUUGUCGUGGCCGGUUUCGAAGUGGGAUUCAUGGAUAGCAGCUUUGUGAAAUCUCGAGGUAUCGUUUUCAUUUGCAGAGUGCGCAUGAAUAAACUUGAUCUCCCAUAACCAUGACGAGACUGGCGUGCAGUUUUGCUGGGUCUUCUAGAAUCAACAUUUAGGUAGGCAUUGUCGCCAGGGUAAGAAAUGUAAAUGUGCUUUGGCUAAUUCAAUUUUAAACUCA
Messenger RNA from Physcomitrium patens, 1319 nucleotides. NCBI's taxonomy places the organism in Eukaryota, Viridiplantae, Streptophyta, Bryopsida, Funariales, Funariaceae. The record is from RefSeq and is a predicted model, not a curated record.